Molecule: messenger RNA, 2442 nt
Organism: Cadophora gregata
Lineage: Eukaryota; Fungi; Ascomycota; Leotiomycetes; Helotiales; Ploettnerulaceae
Exons: 3
Coding region: 1-2442 (813 amino acids)
Source: RefSeq, a predicted model, not a curated record
AUGGCGGUCAGAUAUACACCGGAUGAGUUGAAGUUUCUACGAGACUCACCGUUGGUCGACAAGCCUCCAAACCUGCCCCCAGCAGAUCAAUGGAUGGGACAACCUGCAGAUGCUACUCGUAAUCCGACUAAGCCAACUAUCGACAGAGCAAAGAGUAAUGACUCUAACCUACUUCUAGAUCAGACGAGACGCCCUGUAACAGAGCGGCACAUGUCACGUAACUCUGCCAACCCCGAAGACAUAAUUCUCGGGCCACCCAAAAACCAGUUCUCUUCAGCUGCUCGCAAUGCUGGUAAAACUUUUGAUUCCUCAGAGCGAUCUUCCUUCAGGGACACAGAUUCAAGAGACCGAUACAACUUCCGAAACAAGACUGGAGAAGGAGAGACUGAGCGAACGCGAGAUACCCGAAACAACAAUCUACGCCCAAAGCGUCCAGAUGGCGAAGAUAGCGAUGGAUGGAGCACGGUUAAACCCAGAAAGAGUUUUGGUACGGAGGGUGCCGAGAGAUUCAAUGGUCGCAUGGGGGUGGACAGACACAGAGAGGAUAGAAGAUUCAAAGACAGGGAAGAACGUGAGGUAAAGGAGAAGCCAAGGGGCUUUGAGAGCUUCUCCAGGGACAAGGAUAUUGAUCAAGACCAGGAGAAAGACGCUCGUAGGAAUGGGACAGGACGUGGUCGAAACGAAUCCUGGUUCAAGGCCAAGGAUUCAACAGAUGUGCCUCAGUCCGGAGCUAAAGAACGGAAUAGUAAUGGUGACAGAUUUGUCGAUCGAAAUCGUGGAUGGAGAGACCAGGAAAGAGACGAUACUAGAGCAGAGCGCGGUGAGAGGAACGAGAGAAGCGAGAGAAAUGAUAGAGGGGGUGAUAGAGGCGAUCGUCGUUGGGAUAGAGACCGAGACCAGCGCCAGGAACGCGAGCCUGCAUGGUUCGAUGAGCCAGUAGAAGAUAAAUCGUCAGCAAACCAGGUCCAUACAGCAGACGACUUCCAGAAGUGGAAGGAACAGCAACGCUCUAGAGAUCUUGGAAGUAAAUCUGCUCAAAUACACCUGGACGAAGCAAAGCCUGAGGAGCCGUCAUUUUCUGGUCUGGACAAGCCGAAGGUAGAAACUCCUUUGGAGAUGAAUAACGGACCAGAUAAAUUCUUUGGACUGUGGUCAGCCUCAAAGGAAGGAACUACUCCAGAUUCUAGCUUAGAGCCAAAGACAGAUGGAGUGCCAAAAGCGAAGACUGUGGUAGGAAAGGCCUCCAGAUUUACUUCUUUCUUUACACCCCAGGAGGACCCCCAACGACGUCAAACAGAGCCGCUACCAGCUCCGCCUCCCCAAAUUCCGAGUGGACUUGCAGCCUUGUUCUCCAACCCCGGACCAAACGCCUCCAAUGCAAACACUGGCCAGUCUGCUGUACAAGCAGAGAGAGAAGCUUUCCAGACCUUGCUCCAAAAGCUACAACUUCAGACCCCUAGCGGCUCUGGGUCGACUCCCCCUGUGGAACCUUCGAUGCAAGCAAGGCCUCCCGCAACAGAGAAGCAACGCAGCAACCCAAAUCCUACCCCGGAGACAUAUCAGCAAUACCGUACUGACCGCCCGGAGGAGUCUCGACCAAAUACUCGCAACUCUCAGCAGUCUAUGCAGCAAGAUGUAUUGAAUCAACGUCAAAUGACCGGAAGCCAGCCAGUUGUACGACCAGAGCAAAUGCUACAAGAUCUUGUUGGUCAACGACACAGUGCCAUAAGCCAGAAUUCGCGACCGGACCAACCGCCAGCUCGCAAUACAAAUACCGAAUUUCUCAUGGGCCUUAUGCAGAGUGCUAGGGCUGCACCAGAACCUCAGAGAUCGGAGCAAAUUCUUUUGAGAAUGGCACCCAGGAAUGUUGACCGUCAACUUCAGCAGCAAGCAAUGGAGCGUGAACAAGACAUGCAACGAGAGGCUGCUCAGCGGGAACGAGGUGCUUCUCAACGCCAGAUUCGUCCACAAGCUCCUCCUGGAUUCUAUGCGGAGGACCCAGCUUUCCAACGAGGACCUACGCAGCAUGAAAGACAGCCUGGCAACCCCCCGCAACCAACUCAAAUUCUUCAACGCCCAGCACCACCAGGUCUUGAGAUAGGUGGUUGGGAGCGUCAAAACCAAGUAGCCCAACAGCAUCGCAUUGCCCAAAACAUAGCUCCACCACCUGGGCUUGCAAAUGGACCUAAUCGUGGAAUGCCAAUACCUCAAGGCAUGUAUCCACCAGGGUUUCCCAUCGGCGCAUUUCCUCCACCCGAUGUUAUGGCUGGACCUCCUCGCAAUAUGCAGAUGCAACCACCGCCUGGGUUCUUCAAUCCUCCCCCUCCAGGAUUCAUGCCGCCAGGUAUGAGCGGAUUCCAAGGUCCCGAGGGCAUGGGCUUUGGCUCACCAUUUGAUGGACGAGGACCCCCACCUCCCCAAGGUGCCUUCCGAAGACAAUAA